AUGAGGGCCUGGAUGUAUACCCUCCCACUGCUCCUGACGACACUCCUUCCGGGAUGUACGACCGGUCUGCCCAUGCAAGCCCCGGAGCAUCUCAGCCAACAAGCAACAGAAUUGGUAGCGCCGGCCAAGUGUCCAGAAUGUAAGAAGUCGACGAAACGCGAGCACUAUGACCGUCUGCGGCAAGGUGGGGUGCUCUUGGCCCGGAUCCGUCCACUGGAAAAAAUGCUCCGGCGAUCAUUGUCUCACUCCUUGCCCUGUGGACAUGCAUCGUAA
This is a messenger RNA of Puccinia graminis f. sp. tritici CRL 75-36-700-3, 273 nucleotides long. RefSeq lists its product as uncharacterized. NCBI's taxonomy places the organism in Eukaryota, Fungi, Basidiomycota, Pucciniomycetes, Pucciniales, Pucciniaceae. The coding region runs from base 1 to 273 and encodes 90 amino acids. The transcript has 2 exons. The record is from RefSeq and is a predicted model, not a curated record.